AUGUCGUCCAAGCUUCUCUCGCUCGUUGCCCGCACUACUGCCCAGCAUUUUCAACACUCUAUCCGCGUCCAUGUCCACCUCAGUCUGACAACCACUUUGUCAUCGUCGUCAACGAUUUCACCUGACCCCGACGCCCUGACUCGUCCGCUUGUCCGUGCGCGACCGCCAUCUGGCCGGUGCGACCAUCAACAAGAACGACGGCUUCCUGAUCUCCGGCUGGCGCCAUCCUGGACGCCCAUGGCUCGGGCAAAAUGGAUCGGCUCGUCGCUUAUCGUCAAGGCUGCCAACGAGGAGGCCGUCUGGGAGAAGCUCAAGCAAGACCCCUAUGUCACCGGCAAGGUCUGGGAUCUGUCCACUGCCAAGGUAUAUGCGUACAAGCCAGCAAGCUUCUAA
This is a messenger RNA of Linderina pennispora, 393 nucleotides long. RefSeq lists its product as uncharacterized. The transcript has a single exon. NCBI's taxonomy places the organism in Eukaryota, Fungi, Kickxellomycota, Kickxellomycetes, Kickxellales, Kickxellaceae. The record is from RefSeq and is a predicted model, not a curated record. The coding region runs from base 1 to 393 and encodes 130 amino acids.